Apus apus (common swift) is the source of this 1258-nucleotide messenger RNA. It is a transcript of the gene CUTC, whose product is annotated as cutC copper transporter. Gene Ontology annotation, molecular function: copper ion binding. The coding region runs from base 138 to 935 and encodes 265 amino acids. The transcript is spliced from 9 exons. Lineage: Eukaryota; Metazoa; Chordata; Aves; Apodiformes; Apodidae. The record is from RefSeq and is a predicted model, not a curated record.
CCCACCCGCCACCCGCGCCCGCCCCCGCCCGCCCUCGCGCCCUCCGGCAGCGCGAGCCCGGGCCGCGAGGGGCCGGGGGCGGGGCCGGGGCGGGGCCCGCGGGGCGGGCCGGGCUGACGGCGCCGCUCCCCCCAGGCAUGGACGGCGGGUUCCUGAUGGAGGUGUGCGUGGACUCGGUGGAGUCCGCUGUCAACGCCGAGCGCGGAGGUGCCGGCCGGAUCGAGCUGUGCGCGGCCCUGCUGGAAGGAGGGACCACCCCGAGCAUGGGGCUCCUGCAGGUGGUGAAGCAGUGUGUCCGCGUCCCCGUCUUCGUCAUGAUCCGGCCCCGCGGCGGCGAUUUCCUCUACUCGGACCGGGAGGUGGAGGUGAUGAAGGCCGACAUCCGCCUGGCCAAGCUGCACGGGGCUGACGGGCUGGUGUUCGGGGCCCUCACGGAGGACGGGCGCGUUGAUACCGAGCUCUGCACAGCGCUGCUGGUGUGCCGGCCCCUGCCUGUCACAUUUCAUCGAGCCUUUGACAUGGUGCACGACCCUCUGGUGGCAUUGGAGACCCUGAUUUCUCUGGGCUUUGAGCGAGUGUUAACGAGCGGCUGCGACAGCUCGGCGCUGGAAGGGUUGUCCUUGAUUAAGAGGCUUGUGGAGCAGGCAAAGGGCAGAAUUGUGGUGAUGCCAGGGGGUGGCAUCACAGAGCGCAACCUGCAGAGGAUUCUGGAAGGCUCCACAGCUUCGGAGUUUCACUGCUCUGCUCGCUCAGCCCGGGACUCAGGAAUGAAGUUCAGUGUAAGCGUCCAGCAGUGCUCAUCAUCUGGACACAAGCUCCAUGUAAACCCAAAUGUUGCCAUGGGAGCAUCCUUCUCUGCCCCGGAGUACUCCAUAAAGGUGGCAGAUGUGGCCAAAGUGAGGACCCUGAAUGCCAUCGCAAAGAACAUUCUGUAGCGGAAGGCACCGUGCUGGGACAGGAGCGCUGAGGCCGCGGGGUUCUCCCUGCCCCAUGGACAGAUGGGUACUGCUUCCCUCAGGCUGCAGAGGGUGUGAACUGGGUGAAGAAGGCUGACAUCUCUUCCCUUGGCUUCCCCUGAGUGACCAGUCCCUGGCCUGGAAACUUACGUUGGCCAUUUUAAAUAAAAGGACUCAUUCCCAGAUGUUGCAGCAGCAAGCUGUUUGGCAGUAUUUGGGAGAAAGGGAGCUGAGCAAGUAGGAGGAUUGAAUUGUGUAGCACUGCAUGUGAUGGACAAAUAAACACUGCAGCUGCCCCCCCA